UCUACAACUACUGGAACAACAACAUCAACCACUACCCCGCUCUCUACAACUACUGGAACAACAACAUCAACCACUACCCCACUCUCUACAACAACUGGAACAACAACAUCAACCACUACACCACUCUCUACAACUACUGGAACAACAACAUCAACCACUACCCCACUCUCUACAACUACUGGAACAACAACAUCAACCACUACCCCAAUCUCUACAACUACUGGAACAACUAGACAAACCACUACCCCACUCUCUACAACUACUGGAACAACAACACCAACCACUACACCACUCUCUACAACUACUGGAACAACAACAUCAACCACUACACCACUCUCUACAACUACUGGAACAACAACAUCAACCACUACCCCACUCUCUACAACUACUGGAACAACAACACCAACCACUACACCACUCUCUACAACUACUGGAACAACAACACCAACCACUACACCACUCACUACAACUACUGGAACAACAACGCCAACCACUACACCACUCUCUACAACUACUGGAACAACAACAUCAACCACUACACCACUCUCUACAACUACUGGAACAACAACAUCAACC
Molecule: messenger RNA, 576 nt
Organism: Rana temporaria (common frog)
Lineage: Eukaryota; Metazoa; Chordata; Amphibia; Anura; Ranidae
Product: mucin-2-like
Exons: 1
Source: RefSeq, a predicted model, not a curated record